AUGAGUGCCACCAUCGUUGGCGCUUUCACGUGGUCUUCUCUCGAGAGGCUCUCUCCCGUGGCCGAUGCCAUGGUUCGUACCCUCUGGUACAGCAGUUUGGUAUUGGGUGUUGGUGCCGUUGCCCUGAGCUUGCAACAGAGUGUCUUUCUAACGCGCAUCGGAUGUUUACCCCAGGCGAACGCCAUGUGCCGGCGCAUGCUCUCGCGUGAUAUAGGCCUAGGCCAGCGUAUUCCACGCUGGGAUCAGGUGAUUCUAUGGCAGACUGCGGUAGGAUUGCUCGAGUUUAGCAUAUACACGUGGCUGGGCGGGUUCAUCGCCUUUGUUGGAGACACAACGUAUAUAGGGUUAUCGAGUCCUGGCAAGGGAAAUCAAGUGGAACGACUUGAAGAGAAUGUCAACCAGAACGUCAACGAAUAG
Messenger RNA from Fusarium pseudograminearum CS3096, 417 nucleotides. RefSeq lists its product as uncharacterized. Bases 1 to 417 code for a protein of 138 amino acids. NCBI's taxonomy places the organism in Eukaryota, Fungi, Ascomycota, Sordariomycetes, Hypocreales, Nectriaceae. The transcript has 2 exons. The record is from RefSeq and is a predicted model, not a curated record.